This is a messenger RNA of Monosiga brevicollis MX1, 2043 nucleotides long. RefSeq lists its product as uncharacterized. Gene Ontology annotation, cellular component: cytoplasm; spliceosomal complex. Gene Ontology annotation, molecular function: protein binding. NCBI's taxonomy places the organism in Eukaryota, Choanoflagellata, Craspedida, Salpingoecidae. Gene Ontology annotation, biological process: mRNA cis splicing, via spliceosome. The record is from RefSeq and is a predicted model, not a curated record. The coding region runs from base 1 to 2043 and encodes 680 amino acids. The transcript has 4 exons.
AUGGCAGACGUUGAUGAGUUUGGACGGCGGCGGGACCGGGGUGAGUCCCGUCGCCACGAUGAGUAUGACGAGGAUGAUCGGAGGAGGAGCAGUCGUCGCGAACGGGAUGACCGCAGCCGCGACCGAGACAGCGGGCGGCGCGACCGAGAUAGGGACUAUGGUCGGGACCGGGACCGGGACGACCGCAGCAGCCGAGGCGACCGCCGCGACCGCGACGACGACCGAGACGACCGGCGGUCUCGACGCCGCGAUGACAGCGAUGACGAAGACCGGUACCGUCAUCAGCGACGCGAGGAGCGAGAGGCCGAGAAACAGCGGCGUCGCGAGGCCAAGGAGCGGGCCAAGCUGUAUGAGACUCCCGAGGAGAAGCGGGCUCGCCGCCUGGCCAAGAAGGAGGCCAAGUCGCGCAAGCGCCGUGAGGGUACCAUUGUCGUCGAACAUCGCGAUGACGACGCCAGUGGUAAAUUUGUGUGGAAGAAGAAAAUCGACGAGGCUCUCACGCAGGGUCUUACGCGCGAGGAGCUGUAUCACCAAGAGUUGGAGCGCGUGCGCGAGAACAAGCGUGAGCUCGAGGAGGUCAAGAAGCGCCGCGAGGAGCGUGAAAUUGAACAAAAUCAGAUGCAAAAGGAGCGAGACAUGCAGAUUCGUGAUGCCGAUGCCGCUCAGUUUCAAGACUGGAUUGAGAACGAGGACAACUUCCAGCUCGAACAAGCCCGCCUGCGCUCCGAAAUUCGCCUGCGCGAAGGCCGCGCCAAGCCCAUUGAUCUGCUGGCACGCUACAUGCGCAUGGCCGAGGAUGAAGUCGCGUUUGAGAUGCGAGAGCCUUAUCACGUCCUUGACAUGCUGACCCUUGAGGAUACUGAAGACUUGGAGGCCGACAUCCAGGUCUACCUCAAACUUGAUCGUGCACCAGCGGCGACUGAAUUUUGGCAGGACAUGCUCACGGUCACCAACCACGCACUGGUGGAGCAUCGUCGCCUUGCAGCCCUACGCAAGCCCGACUUGACGCCUGCCGAGGCGCGGGCGCUCGAAUCAAACAUUAACCAACGUGUCAAGGCCGACAUUGUGACCCUCUUUGCCAAGAAGACGCACGCCCAGCUGCAGGAUCUGCGCGCCAAGAUUCAGCGCAAAUUGGAUAGCCCAGAUACCCUGGAUGUGGGCUAUUGGGACUCGUUGCUCAAGGAGCUGCGAGUGGAGAUGGCCCGUGCGCGUUUGCGCGAAAAGCACCAGCAGUUCCUGCAGGAGAAGCUGGCACGGUUGCGCCAGCAACAGCAGCAGCAGCAAGAGCAGCAAAUGGCUGCGGCCGCCGCGGCCGCCAACGGUGGUGCGCCCGGUGACGAGGGCCGCAGUGGUAGCCCCGCGCCGGCAGACAUUCCCUCGGAUGAACUGGACAUGGCCGAUGUCAUUACGCAGGAUCAACUCGAUGCCCAGCUGGCCUUUAUGCGGCGAGCGGUGGCCAACAUGGUCAAGGAGGGUCGCAAGACGGAGCUGCAUGCCGAUUAUGCAUGGUCCCAGACGGGCGGCAUGUCGGAACGUGAUCGCCAGUUCUUUGCCAAGGCCCGGGCCAACCGGGAAGGCGUGGAAGAAGAGGAUGAGGAGCACGAGGAGCAGACCGAAUUCAACUCGGAGGAGGUUGGCUAUGGCGACAAGCAGUCCUACUCAUGGAGUAACCGUUACCGUGCGCUCAAGCCGCGCUUCUUCAAUCGUGUCUUUACGGGCUACGACUGGAACGCGUACAAUCGCACCCAUUACGAUCACGAUAACCCUCCGCCCAAAACGGUGCAAGGCUACAAGUUUAACAUCUUCUACCCCGAUUUGGUGGACCCAACGCACACCCCGACAUACAAGAUCAAGCCUCUCAAAAACGAACCGGGCUUUGCCCUCAUCGUCUUCACCUCUGGCCCACCCUACCAGGACAUUGCCUUUAAGAUUGUGGACAAGCGAUGGGCCAUGGGGCGCUUCAGCGGCUACCGGUGCCGAUUCACGCCCAACAACAUUUUCGAGCUGUAUUUCCGAUUCAAGAAGGAGCGUUAUCGCCGCUAA